Molecule: messenger RNA, 2349 nt
Organism: Callorhinus ursinus (northern fur seal)
Lineage: Eukaryota; Metazoa; Chordata; Mammalia; Carnivora; Otariidae
Gene: ZSCAN10
Product: zinc finger and SCAN domain containing 10
Biological process (GO): regulation of immune system process; negative regulation of transcription by RNA polymerase II; regulation of cytokine production
Cellular component (GO): nucleoplasm
Molecular function (GO): DNA-binding transcription repressor activity, RNA polymerase II-specific; RNA polymerase II cis-regulatory region sequence-specific DNA binding
Source: RefSeq, a predicted model, not a curated record
AUGCUUGAAGAGCCCGUCCCGGCUGCCCAAGAGCCAGAGCAGCUUGGAGCAGUCAAACUGGAGGAAGAGGAGGCUCCUGGUCAGGAGGACAUCAGGCAUGCACAGGCCAGGCCCCGGCCUGAGGUGGCUCACCAGCUCUUCAGAUGCUUCCAAUAUCAGGAGGACAUGGGGCCGAGGGCGUCCCUGAGCCGGCUUCGGGAGCUCUGCAACCACUGGCUGAGGCCAGCUAUGCACACCAAGAAGCAGAUCCUGGAGCUGCUGGUGCUGGAGCAGUUCCUGAGCGUGCUGCCCCCCCACCUCCUGGCUCGGCUGCAGGGCCAGCAGCUCAGGGACGGCGAGGAGGUGGUGCUGCUGCUGGAGGGCAUCCAGAGGGAGUCCAGCGCCGUGGGGCCCCUGGAUUUUAGUUUUAAUACUGGUAAGAAUUGUCCCCGGGCAGACAUCACUUUGGAGGAACAGGGGGGCUCUUCCCAGGUCUCCAGUCACAGCCCCAAAAAGGAACUGCCCUCAGAAGGACCUCCAGCCCUGGAGGCACCGAAGGAACCCCUGCCAUCCCAGCCAGGGCCUUCCAAGCCCGCUGAGCUGGAGACCUGGAGACAUCCACCAAGUGCAAAGCAGCCACUGAGCCCAGGUCCCAAGAGGACGUUCCAGGCCCUGCAAGAGACUGUCCCCCAGGGCCCUGUCCUAUGGCUGGAGGAAAACUCCCGAGAUCAGGAGCUGGCAGCUGUGCUGGAGUCCCUGACCUUUGAAGAUGUCCCAGCAAAGAAGGCUUGGCCCACGCACCCUCUGGGAUUUGAAAACAGAACCGCAGAUGAGGAGUUUAAAGAGGAGCCCAAAGGGGUGGCCUGGCCUGCUGCCGUCUCCACAGAGUCUGGGGCAGAUGGUGCUGGGGUGGCAGAAGAGCCCCACCUUCAGGUGCUGGGGCCGGGCCCAGAAGUGAGUGGCUCUGGUGAAGGAGGGUCCCCUCCCGGCAGGAGUGAUAUUCUGGAGGUCAAAGUGGCUGGGGAGAUGCCCAGGUCGGAGCCAGGGAUGGAAUUCAUCUGCACAGACUGCGGGGUGAGCUUCCGAGAGCUGGCCUGCCUGGAGGCCCACCAGCUGCGGUCUCACCCCGGCGCUCGGGCCUUUCCCUGCCAGUGCUGCGGGAAGAGCUUCGGCCGGAGUUCCAUCCUCAAGCUGCACAUGCGCACGCACACGGACGAGCGGCCACAUGCCUGCCACCUCUGCGGCCACCGCUUCCGCCAGAGCUCACAUCUGAACAAACACCUUCAGACUCACUCCUCUGAGCCCGCCUUUCUGUGUGCCGAGUGCGGUCAGGGCUUCCAGCGCCGGGCCAACCUCAUGCAGCACCUGCUGGCGCACGCCCAGGACCAAAAGUCCCCGUGCGUCCCUGAGACCAAGAGCGAAGCACGCGAGCUGGCCGUGGUCCUGUGCUCUCACUGUGGCCAAACCUUCCAGCGCCGCUCCAGCCUCAAGCGCCACCUGCGGAUCCACGCCAAGGACAAGGGCCACCAGUGCUCUGAGUGCUCGGGCAGCCUGCGCCCAGGCCCCGAGCGCAGGCCUUACGUGUGCGGUGACUGUGGCAAGGCAUUCCGGCGCAGCGAGCACCUGGGGGCCCACCGGCGCGUGCACACGGGCGAGCGGCCCUUCUCCUGCCAGGUCUGCGGCCGCAGCUUCAGCCAGAGCUCCCAGCUGGUCUGCCACCAGCGGGUACACACGGGCGAGAAGCCCUACAGCUGCCCUCACUGCGGCAAGCGCUUCGUGCGCCGGGCGGGUCUCGCCCGCCACCUCCUGACCCACGGCGGCCCGAGGCCCCACCAUUGCACCCAGUGCGGCAAGACCUUCAGCCAGACACAGGACCUUGCCCGCCACCGGCGCAGCCACACGGGCGAGAAGCCCUGCCGCUGCAGCGAGUGCGGCGAAGGCUUCAGCCAGAGCGCCCACCUGGCGCGCCACCAGCGCAUCCACACCGGGGAGAAGCCCCACGCCUGCGACACCUGCGGCUACCGCUUCCGCAACAGCUCCAACCUGGCCCGCCACCGCCGCAGCCACACUGGCGAGCGGCCCUACGGCUGCCCGACGUGCGGCCGCAGCUUCCGGCGCAACGCGCACCUGCAGCGGCACCUGGCCACCCACGCGGGGGCCGGGAACGAGGCGGCGUCCCGGCAGGCCGAGCCCCCCCAGGAGUGCCGGGAGUGCGGCAAGAGCUUCAGCCGCAGCUGUAAUCUGCUGCGCCACAUGCUGGUGCACACCGGGGCCAGGCCCUACUCGUGCGCACAGUGUGGCCGCAGCUUCAGCCGCAACUCGCACCUGCUGCGGCACCUGAGAACCCACGCCCGCGAGACCCUGUACUAG